UCCACAGGAUGAAAAAUUGUGAUCAUAUGUUUUACCCACUCUGAAUUCUGCGGGAUUUUAAAACUGUACCACAUAUAUAUCCAAGUAUAAUAAUAAUACAAGUAAAAAAAGCUUCAGUAGUUAAAGUCAUGGAAGUUCAAAUCUGUCGCGCUUGCCUGGGAACGUCACCUGUAAUGAUCAACAUAUUCGACAACGCUCCAGGACUAGGGAUCUCCAUCGCCGAUAUGAUCACUCAAUGCACUCCCUACGAGAUUUCUGAAGAAGAUUGCUAUCCCGAAAACAUCUGCGACUCUUGCCUGCACUGUGCUCGAGCCGCCUUCGAGAUACGCCAAACCAUAGAGACGAGCCACCAGAUCUACCUCCAGAUGAAAAAUACUAAAAAUCUACCAGUCAACGUAAAUCACGGUGUUGGCUUCAGCGAGAGAAAGAAAAAGCAUAAAUUCCUUAAGUCGUCUUCCCAUAAAAGUAUUCUUAAUGCACACGUUGGAGAGAAACCGCAUAAGUGUUCCCACUGCUCAAAGUCAUUUUCCGCGCCAAUUUAUCUGCAAAGGCACAUCCGAAUUCACACUGGAGAGCGACCAUACAAGUGUUCCCAUUGCUCAAAGUCAUUUUCCCAGAAAGGUAAUUUGACUGCACAUAACCGAAGUCACACUGAUGAGCGACCAUUUAAGUGUUCCCACUGCUCAAAGUCGUUUACCCAUAAAAGUACUCUCAACGAGCACAUCCGAACUCACACUGGAGAGCGACCAUACAAGUGUUCCCACUGCUCAAAGUCAUUUUCCCAGAGAAGUACUUUGACUGCACAUAACCGAAAUCACACUGGAGAGCGACCAUUCAAGUGUUCCCACUGCUCAAAGUCAUUUUCCCAGAGAGGUACUCUUAAUGUACAUAUCCGUAGUCACACUAAAGAGCGACCAUACAAGUGUUCUCACUGUUCAAAGUCGUUUUCCCAUAAAAGCUAUUUUAAUGUACAUAUGCGAACUCACACUGCAGAGCGACUGUACAAGUGUUACCACUGCUCAAAGACGUUUUCCCAGAGAAGUAAUCUCAAUACACACAUCAGGAAUUGUAUUGUAGAAAAAACAUACAAGUGUUCUCACUGCUCAAAAUCGUUUCUCGGGCAACUUAAUCUGCAGAGACACAUCCGAACUCACACGGGUGAGAGGCCGCAUAAGUGUUCCCACUGCUCAAAGUCAUUUUCCGCGCCAAUUCAUCUGCAAAGGCACAUCCGAUUUCACACUGGAGAGCGACCAUACAAGUGUUCCCAUUGCUCAAAAUCAUUUUCCCAGAGAAGUAAUUUGACUGCACAUAACCGAAUUCACACUGGAGAGCGACCAUUCAAGUGUUCCCACUGCUCAAAGUCGUUUACCCAGAGAAGUGGUUUGAUUGAACAUAACCGAAAUCACACUGGAGAGCGACCAUUCAAGUGUUCCCACUGCUCAAAGUCGUUUACCCAUAAAACUACUCUUAACGCACACAUCCGAACUCACACUGGAGAGCGACCAUACAAGUGUUCCCAUUGCUCAAAGUCAUUUUCCCAGAAAAGUAGUUUUACUGCACAUAACCGAAAUCACACUGGAGAGCGACCAUUCAAGUGUUCCCACUGCUCAAAGUCAUUUUCCCAGAGAGGUACUCUUAAUGUACAUAUCCGUAGUCAUACUAAAGAGCGACCAUACAAGUGUUCCCACUGUUCAAAGUCAUUUUCCCAGAAAAGUAAUUUGACUGCACAUAACCGAAAUCACACUGGAGAGCGACCAUUCAAGUGUUCCCACUGCUCAAAGUCGUUUACCCAUAAAACUACUCUUAACGCACACAUCCGAACUCACACUGGAGAGCGACCAUACAAGUGUUCCCACUGCUCAAAGUCAUUUUCCCAUAAAAAUACUCUUAAUUUUCAUAUUCGAACUCACAUUCAAUAGUUUGACUAUUUUUUUUCUCUGAAAAGGACCAAUCAAAAUUUUUUUCUUUCUUUAUAAAUAACUGGAUUGUUAACUAACAUAAAUGAUACCUGCA
Messenger RNA from Drosophila kikkawai, 2013 nucleotides. RefSeq names its product zinc finger protein 271. NCBI's taxonomy places the organism in Eukaryota, Metazoa, Arthropoda, Insecta, Diptera, Drosophilidae. The record is from RefSeq and is a predicted model, not a curated record. Gene Ontology annotation, molecular function: zinc ion binding; RNA polymerase II cis-regulatory region sequence-specific DNA binding; DNA-binding transcription repressor activity, RNA polymerase II-specific. Gene Ontology annotation, biological process: regulation of transcription by RNA polymerase II. Gene Ontology annotation, cellular component: nucleus; nucleoplasm.